UCAUUGAAGGAGCUAUCAAAAUUUAUGGAUCAGGCUUCCUCAGCUACAAUGUUCAUUCUCUUCAGCAUCUGGUUGAUGAUUACUCCAGGUAUGGUGAUCUGGAUAAAGUAUCAGCCUUCAAGUUCGAAUCCUACCUUGGGUCUCAUAUAAAAGGAGCUGUCAGAUCAGGCUACAAACCACUCCAACAAAUAGCAACUCACAUAAGUCUCAUCAAUAACAACCCUAACAAAUCUUGCAAGACAUCAAUUCAUCUCAAAUGCGAGAAAAAAACGCUGGCAUCCUCUGAAAAAUCUGUGGGAGAGUCAUUCAAGUCACUGAGAAUCCGAAAGGAUAUUGAAAUUAAACGUGGAUCUCUGGGAUGCAGGGACAAUGUUGUAAGAUUGAAAAAUGACCAAGUCGCUAUAGUGCGAGAUAUAAUUUUGGAUACGACGGCUGUGAAACUGGUCGUGCAGAUUUUUAAACAUAAUAAGGCAUUUUUUGAGAAGCCCUUGGACUCUAGAAUACUUGGGACCUAUUUGGUGAAAAAUUUAAGGAGUGUCAGGUAUUAUCAGCAACUGAAAUAAAGUGUAAAAUGAUGCUUCUGCCUUUCAGAAAAUCUUUUGUGGCAAUAACUUUACCACAUUCUCUGAUAGUGUAGAAGAUAAAAAUGAAGGAUUUCAUCGGUGUUGUUUUUGGAGACAAUUCCAACAGUGUCGUCCCAAAACGGUGGCUAACGCCAGGUAGUUCUUCGUCUGAGACCAAGUCUUGUUUCUGGCCAUCAAAGAAUGCACAUGCGAAGGCGAAGGCGAAUGCUGAACCCAACUCAAAAUGGCCCACAUACAACUGCAGAAUUUUGACAGAAGCAUCAACUUUUGAAAGGUGCGAGAAAAAAAUGUAUACGCUAACGGAUGGUUCAACCUCUGCUGACGACGAAGCUGCUCAGCCAUUGAUCCGGCCUGUGCCUGUCUUGUCUUUCACCCCUACAUCUGCACCACGGAAGUGCAUUGCUCAGCAGUGUGGGACUUUUCCAGAGGAAUGGAUGGAACGCAUUGGUUCCAUGAUUGGAGAGCUAACAAACAAAAUUGACAGGGUCGAAAAGAACCAAAACAAACUCGAGAGGCACGUCAGUAAGCAUAUUGCCAUGGCGGAAAGCAAGUCUCUGGGUGCCACUGAAGCCCUCCCCGCGCCAGCCACUUCCAUGACUGAAUUAGAUAAUAUGGCUAAGGAUCCUAACCUGAUUCAAAAAUUGCAACCAUACAUCGGAUGCAACUCCAAGAUGACUACGAGGAGACUGCUGAAGCGCUGCAUGUCACGGGAUUUGGCACUUCAGUUCAGUUUUACUGGUUUGGGAGAGAGAAGAACUGCAACCAAACAAGCAUUUGGAGGCCACCUACUAUGCACGCGAAUUCUAGGUGAUGCCGCGGCGUUGCAGAUGAAAGAUACAAGGGAGGUGCUCGUAAGCCACAUCCAGACCGCACUCCGAGGUGCGCGUGAUUGGGACGGAGGAAGGAAGUUGCGGCUUGAUGCUGCCGCUUCUCUUUCGGGUGUCGGUUCAUCAACUCUACCUGCUACUGCGUCAAUUGAUAUUGUGCAUGGAACUGUUACUACUUGUACAUCUCCUGCUGGAUCAACGGGCGGUCCACGUAGUCCUGCCUUCCUACCAUCCGACGUUUUCAUUCAUGAUAUUGAAGGCGCUGGCGCUGGAGCCGAAACUGAUGCCGCAAUCGAUGAACUGCUUAGUUCCUCUGCAAGUGAACGCAACGAGAACAAGUCUUCUUCAAUUGGUGACGAAAAUUUGUCCAAUGAUUCCAGUGACAGUUAGGAAAUUUCAGGUUUUUUAAUGUGUGUGAUCAUAAUUACCUGUUUAGCAGUGACUUCAUUAUCAUGGUAGCAAAAUUGGCGGGAUCUGUUGUGGCCAGUAAAUCUAGUGUCUCUUAUUGAUUAAGGCUCAGCAAAUGAUCUUCAUUUAAUGUCAUGCCACAUUAAGGUAGCUCAUUUUUUCAAUAAGAUGCCGUUUUCCAGUACAUACUUUUUUUUCUUGACAAUCAUACAAUGCUGUUAGUGAAAACUAUAACAUAAUAAAUACUAUUAGUUAAGGUUUAGAAAAAAACCUUUUCACUGUUGAGUUUUUCGACAAGUGCCUGGAAAUUUAUUCAAUUUCAUGAUGAUAAAGAUUGGGGUUGAAAUAUAAUUAAGCUCUAUAGCCCUAAUUAAAUACGAAAGUUUCUUUUCAUUUGUUACACCGCCUCCUUCCUAUACCGCUGUUUUAAUGAUUUUCAUUAUACGAACUAACUGUGCUUGAUUAGAAUUAAAUUUGAUAUGCAAUUGAAGCUAAGCUGCCUAGCUUUAUUGUACUUGACUGAAGUUUUCGUCUCUCAUUCUUUAGUUGGUAUUUGAUUUUAGGUCAUCUCAUGCUUUUGCUGUAAUUUUAUGUUGUGACCGUAUGUAGACCGUAAUUAA
Messenger RNA from Hyalella azteca, 2439 nucleotides. RefSeq lists its product as uncharacterized. Lineage: Eukaryota; Metazoa; Arthropoda; Malacostraca; Amphipoda; Hyalellidae. The transcript is spliced from 5 exons. The record is from RefSeq and is a predicted model, not a curated record. The coding region runs from base 647 to 1801 and encodes 384 amino acids.